This is a messenger RNA of Venturia canescens, 2207 nucleotides long. RefSeq names its product popeye domain-containing protein 3-like. The record is from RefSeq and is a predicted model, not a curated record. NCBI's taxonomy places the organism in Eukaryota, Metazoa, Arthropoda, Insecta, Hymenoptera, Ichneumonidae. The coding region runs from base 217 to 1302 and encodes 361 amino acids. Gene Ontology annotation, cellular component: sarcolemma. Gene Ontology annotation, molecular function: cAMP binding. The transcript is spliced from 7 exons. Gene Ontology annotation, biological process: regulation of membrane potential; skeletal muscle tissue development; striated muscle cell differentiation.
UCGAAUCCGAGUAAACGAGAAUGGUCGACCAAAACAAACGCCGCGUCUGCCAAGGGAUGAAGUAAAGGUGCGCCAGUGGCGCCUUGUAAAAAAGUAAAAAAUAAAAUAAAAUAAAAUAGUUUAUCGUCGUCUCGAAUCGAGAAUCUCAAGUCCUGCGAGGACUGCACGGUGAAUAAAUAACUGGGUUUCCUCCGUGAGUGUUUUAUUCUGGCAAAAAUGACUCCAGGAUUCGGUCACGAUCCACUGUCAACCUACAACAUAACGGUUCUGAGUAACGCUGCUCUCUGUCUCUGGCAACAACCUCAGCAUGUUCUUUUUCAAUUGGCCAAUUUCUGCUUCGCCCUCUCGUACUCUGCGCCCUCGUCGAAGAAAGGAAUUCUAUUUAUGCACUCGGUCCUCAUCGUCGGGUUCAUACUAUUGUCCGGAUGGGCUUGGCACGUGAUCUGCGCUCCCGAUAUAUUCUCGUGGAACUUUGGCUUCCUGCUGCUCAACAUUGGCCAAUUGGUGUACAUUGUUUAUCAGAUGAGACCAGUGAAAUUCGAUCCCGAACUCGAGGAGGCUUACCACACGCUCUUCUACCCUUUCAAAGUAUCGAGACACCAAUUCAAGAGGCUCGCGUCCCCCGAAUUUGCCACGAUAAUGUCAUUGCACGCUGGCGAAGCUUACGCGAUGCAAAAUUUGACCAGAACCGACAGACUGGGUUUGCUUCUCAGUGGCAAAGUCAACGUACUCAGCGAUACCAACUUUUUGCAUCCGAUAUUGCCAUGCGAGUUUUUGGACUCGCCGGAAUUUGAAAGUUCGCGAGCCUCCGUAGACGACAAGUUCAAAGUGUCCAUCGUCGCAGCGAGCUCUUGCAGAUAUUUGUACUGGCAAAGAACUGCACUGGAAUACUUAUUAGUGAAGGAAGCAUAUUUGGCAACGGUUUUAACGACUCUGGUUGCUCGAGACAUAGCUACUAAAUUGUACGCUAUGAACAAUAAGAUAGUUACAGAUAAAGGUUCCCAUUUGGAUAUAAGACUGCCCUCGAUAAGUGCUGGAUUAGGAAUAAGCGGGGAAUACCGUAGUCCGAGAGCCUCGCGACAGGCUCUUAUACGACGCAAAGACACGAAGCUUGCUUCGAACAAUGUGAGCGGUGCGAAACCGAAGGAUCGGCCUUUGAACAAUCUGACGAAGCUCGGAGCCCCGAACAUGGAGCCACUGCCAGAAUUGCCUUCGUGCGACGAUCUCGCCUCGAGCGGAGUCGAGAGCUGGCUCGACUCAUCGAGCAAAUAUCACAGUUGUGAAAUCGUCGAUGAUGAAUGACGAACAGCCUCCGUCGAUACUCUCGGCUCGCGUGACGAUUGUUCCUUGGGAUCGACGAGUUGAGAAUUCGACACAACGUCGUUGCUGAAAAUGACCUGUCCAUUUUCCAAUAGUACUGAGGACGGUGCUUUCAUUGAAUGGACUAUCAAUUUCAAACGUUUCAUCGACGAAUACGAAAAAAAAAAAACAAAACAUUUUCUGACCUGUAUCAAACUAUUACAUUGGGAAUUGAAUAGAAAAAAUAACGAGAAAACAACAAACGAAGACAUUGGAAAUGAGUUGCGAGAUUGCCAUUACAAAACGCAUGGCUGGGGGCUCCAUUAUUUUUUUAUUCCCAAUAUUACUUGUCAAUAUUUGGGAUAUGACGAGACACAGACAUGGAGAUACCUCCGUGAAUGUCUAAAAAAAAAAAGUAAAAUGUUCAAGGAUUCUUCUCGAGGUUACACACAGGAAGAUUCUUCUCAUGCAAUAACGAUCAUUUCGCUUGAGAAAAUUGAGUUGUUAUAAUCCACCAUGAUCAAAGGCACCAAGAAUUUUGUUAAAUUUCGCGAUCGAACGUUGAUUCCUAAAAACGUUGAAGGUGCAAAUAAAUAUAAUUCGUCGAUUUGUAUAAAAAUUGCAUAAAUUAUGUAUUUCGACGUGAACUUGAUGAAAUUUGCGUAUCCCGCACACCGUUCGAUUCCAUUCGUUCGGCCUAUGCGAAAUUUUCCCGUUUUCGCGACGAAUUAAGCUCUUUUUCACGAACCAUUUACUUGCAAUUUUUUCUCCAAUAUUUCGACGAACAUAGCAAUAAUGGGAAUUUAUACGAUGAUGAAAAGCGUUGUUUAUCUUCGGGUUAGUUGGUUAUACACAAAUUAUAAUUGUAAUUAUAUCUUGUUGUAAUAAACGUUUGAAUAACACAUCGA